Molecule: messenger RNA, 1069 nt
Organism: Chrysoperla carnea
Lineage: Eukaryota; Metazoa; Arthropoda; Insecta; Neuroptera; Chrysopidae
Product: probable enoyl-CoA hydratase, mitochondrial
Exons: 4
Coding region: 71-940 (289 amino acids)
Biological process (GO): fatty acid beta-oxidation
Cellular component (GO): mitochondrion
Molecular function (GO): enoyl-CoA hydratase activity
Source: RefSeq, a predicted model, not a curated record
UUUCAUUUAGUUGUCGAAGUUACUAAGCUCAGCUGGCAUUCAGUUUUUUUUUGAUACCAAUAGCAAAAUCAUGUCUGUGUUACGAAACAUUUAUGGAGGUCUUAAAGUUAGCCAAGGACUUCUUAGCAAUAAACAUUUGAUGAAAUAUAGUACAGCAGCAUCAUAUGAAUAUAUUAAAACUGAUGUGGUCGGAGAAAAGAAAAAUGUUGCUUUAAUAACAUUAAAUCGACCAAAAGCAUUAAAUGCUUUAUGCGAUGGCCUUAUGACAGAUGUUGCAAAUGCUAUUGCAAAGUUUAAUCAAGAUGAAUCGAUUGGAGCAAUUAUUCUUACUGGUUCGGAAAAAGCUUUUGCUGCCGGUGCAGAUAUUAAAGAAAUGCUUAAUAAUACUUUAGCUUCAAAUUUAAAAACCAAUUUUUUGGGUCACUGGACUAAAGUUGCAGAAAGUAAGAAACCGGUUAUCGCUGCUGUUAAUGGAUAUGCUCUUGGAGGUGGUUGCGAAUUAGCAAUGAUGUGUGACAUAAUCUAUGCUGGAAACAAAGCGAAAUUUGGACAACCGGAAAUUGCAAUUGGUACAAUACCUGGAGCCGGUGGUACUCAACGUUUAACUCGUGCUGUUGGAAAAUCGAAGGCAAUGGAAAUUGUCUUAACUGGAAAUCAUUUUGGUGCUGAAGAAGCUGAAAAAAUGGGUCUUGUGAGUAAAGUGUUUCCACCAGAAGAAUUACUUCCACAAACUAUCAAAUUAGCUGAAAAAAUUAGUUCACAUUCACAAAUAAUUGUACAACUUGCUAAGGACUCCGUUAAUAGAGCUUAUGAAACAACUUUACGUGAAGGUUUAAAUUAUGAACUUAAACUGUUCCAAACCACUUUUGCAACGGAGGAUCGUAAAGAAGGUAUGACAGCAUUUACUGAAAAACGUGCACCCAACUUUAAGAACCAGUAAGCUUCUUUGGAUAAAGAUAUGAAUUUAUGUAAUUGUUACAAAAAUUGUUUUUGGAAAAAAUAUGAAUAUAAUUGUUUUGUACUUGAAUUUUUACUUAAAUAUAUAAGAAACUAUUUUACUAAAUGCUUA